Tribolium castaneum (red flour beetle) is the source of this 2405-nucleotide messenger RNA. RefSeq lists its product as uncharacterized. The coding region runs from base 1 to 2370 and encodes 789 amino acids. NCBI's taxonomy places the organism in Eukaryota, Metazoa, Arthropoda, Insecta, Coleoptera, Tenebrionidae. The record is from RefSeq and is a predicted model, not a curated record. Gene Ontology annotation, biological process: protein phosphorylation. Gene Ontology annotation, molecular function: protein kinase activity; ATP binding. The transcript has 4 exons.
AUGGAAGUUUUUAAUAAAUUAUACUCGCAAGUGAGUAGUUCUGUGAGUAGUACGGUGUCCCAGCUCUCGGGGGUGCUGCCGGGGAACCCCGUCACGCGUGAAUUUGACGCCUCCACCCACAUUGCGUCCGCAGGGCCAGGCCUGGUGUGGAAAAUCUACAAGGGGUGCAAGCGUAGCACCAAGCAGGAGGCCUCAAUUUUCGUUUUUGAGAAGCGCCAAUUGGAGAAAUGGGGCAAAGCAGACCGGGAGAUGAUUCUCGAGAGUCUCAAACGGGGCGUCAGCCAGCUCACCAAAAUCAGGCACCCGCAGGUGCUGACUGUGCAACACCCGUUGGAGGAGAGCCGCGAGAGUUUGGCGUUUGCGACCGAGCCGGUUUUCGCAAGUCUGGCCAAUGUUUUGGGGAAAACCACAAACAUGCCACAACCGGCGAACAUGUCCGACUACAAAUUGUACGACAUUGAGAUCAAGUACGGGUUGUUGCAAGUCAGCGAAGGGCUGGCGUUUUUGCACAACGAUGUCAAGUUGUUGCACCGAAAUAUCGCCCCGGAGAGCAUUAUUAUUAACAAUCAAGGGGUUUGGAAAAUUUUCGGGUUUGAUUUUUGUGUGCAUAACACGAAUCCGGCGAAUCUGCCACCGGUGUACCCCUGUGAGGGGUUCGGGCCGACUUUGCCCGACAUUUGUCGGAGCAAUCUCGAGUAUUUGGCCCCCGAGUGUGUCCUAAAUCAGACGAAUUCGCCCGCUAGUGACAUGUUUUCAGUCGGUGUUUUGGCCUAUGUUUUGAAUUCGACCGGGAAUCAGGCGCUGGCCCCCGUUAGGGACUUGCAGCAGUUUAGGGCAAGGGCGCAACAAUUGAAGAAUUUAAAUGCAGGGAAGUUGCAGUGCAUUCCAGAGGCGAUACGAGACUACGUCAAGUUGUUACUAAGUGUGGCACCGGAGGCUAGGCCCGAUGCGCAUCAGUUCAUUAAAAUACCUUAUUUUGACGACGUUGGCAUCAAAACCCUGACCUACUUGGACUCGCUCCUCCAAUGGGACAAUUUGCAAAAAUCGCAGUUUUACAAAGGGCUGCCUGAGGCGCUCCCGAAGUUGCCUCAAAGAGUCAAAGUCCAACGAGUUUUAACCUGUUUGUCACGUGACUUGGCACAGCCAGCUAUGGUCCCAUUUAUCUUGCCCAGUAUUUUGGACAUAGCCCAGGACUGUACUAAGGAGGAGUAUUGUUUGUACGUCCUCCCCCACCUCAAACCGGUCAUGAAACUGAUGGAACCAAUCCAGAUUUUGCUAAUAAUGUUACAACGUAUGGAGUUGUUGCUUAAAUUAACACCACCGGAAGAUGUACAACAACAUGUCCUUCCAAUGUUGUAUCGUGGCCUUGACUCGGAUAUACCCCAAGUCCACGAACUUUGUCUCUCGAUUCUCCCCACGUUUGCCAACCUUUUGGACCACUCCAGUGUGAAAAAUAGUCUUUUGCCGAGGAUUAAACGCCUUUGUUUGUCCACUUCGAGUCUUUCGGUGCGAGUCAAUUGUUUGUUGUGUGUGGGGCGACUUUUGGAACACCUGGACAAGUGGCUGGUUCUUGACGAAAUCCUCCCGUUUCUCCCCCAAAUCCCGUCACGGGAACCGGCAGUUUUGAUGGGGAUUUUAGGGAUUUACAAACUGGCAAUGAACCAUAAAAAAUUAGGGAUAAGUAAAGAAGUGAUGGCGACUCGAAUUCUCCCCUUCCUCAUGCCCUUAUGCAUCGAAAAUGGACUCACUCUAACCCAAUUUAACGCCCUGGUGACCCUUGUCAAAGAAAUGUUCCAAUUGGUGGAAACCGAACAUCGGUCAAAACUCGAACAGUUGAACACAGUCAAAGACGAGCAAAAAGUUUUAACAGCCACAAUGCCCACAUUCCAACCAACCACAAAACCGCCCGAGCUAGAUCAAGCAUUCUCUGGUCUAGGCUUGGAUUCUUUUGUUUCCGUGCCUGAGAAACCAAAUGUUACGCCACCACCGGAAAAUUUCAAACCGUUCCAAAACCAGGCGGCUUUGGAACCCGUCAAACGGGUGACCACGCCCCCUAAGGACCUGACCUCGUCGCUGUUCGCCGAUUGGUCCAAUGCCAAUGCGACGAGUGGAGGGGGAAAUAAAUGGGCGGCUCCGCAACCACAACUUAAUUUCAAUUCGCCGACGAGUUCGUGGGGCGUGGCUAGAGCCAGUCAGCCAAAUUGGGGCGUUCUGGAUAACCUACUCCCGACUGGCCCAAGUGGCAACACCCCCAAUAAAAUACCAAUGAAUCAAAUGGGGGCGCGACAGCCGCUGAUUCCGACCAUGGGGGCCCCCAGCCCCAAUAACAACACACUAUCAAAGGACGAAAUAAUGGAUUUGUUGAGUUAAUUUAUUCCUAAUCAUAAAUAAACAUAUAGGUGUCA